Pseudogymnoascus verrucosus is the source of this 1635-nucleotide messenger RNA. RefSeq lists its product as uncharacterized. Gene Ontology annotation, molecular function: hydrolase activity, hydrolyzing O-glycosyl compounds. The coding region runs from base 134 to 1573 and encodes 479 amino acids. NCBI's taxonomy places the organism in Eukaryota, Fungi, Ascomycota, Leotiomycetes, Thelebolales, Thelebolaceae. Gene Ontology annotation, biological process: carbohydrate metabolic process. The transcript has 9 exons. The record is from RefSeq and is a predicted model, not a curated record.
AUUUCCCCGCCGAUCUAUCCCCUCAACCCCGCAAACGCCAUGUGGAUAAACACCCAAUUCGGCGUUCGGGGUAGAUCCAGCCGGUCGAAUAUAUAACAUGCCUCAAUAAUGUCCCAAAUCGCCAACCGCAACCAUGCGUCUCUCCAUCCUUCUGUUCGGCCUCGCGCAAGCCAAGUACAUCGUGCCCGGUGGGAGAUGGCACGACACCGACGGCAAUCUGAUAAACGCCCAUGCCGGCGGCGUCACCGUCGACAAAGAGGGCAAGUUUUGGUGGUUUGGUGAAUACAAGCCCCAGAACCAGGUGGAAGGCGGCGGCGUCUCCGUCUACAGCUCUGACGACCUCGCAACAUGGGAGCAUCACGGCCUAGCCCUCCAGCCCAUCCCCGACCACCCAUUCAUCUCCCCGAAAAACAUCAUCCAGCGGCCAAAGGUGAUCUACAGCGAGGAGCUCGACAAAUAUGAGAUGUGGUGGCACGCCGAUAAUUCCUCGUACGGCCUCCUCCUCCAAGGAUUAGCCACCUCCGACACCAUCGGCGGACCAUACACGUUCGUCGAUGCGACUGCUCCCCUCGGAAACUGGUCUCAAGACUUUGGAAUCUUCACUGAUUACAAAGACGGCCGUUCUUACUCCCUCUACUCAAACGGAGACCGUAAGGAAGGGCGGGAUGUUUACAUCACGUCGAUCAACGAGACUGGCACAGGCCUCGACGAGGUGAUUCACCGUUUCGACAAAUUCGAUCUCGAGGCACCCACGAUCAUCCAGACGGACAACAGCUACUAUGCGUUGAUGAGCCACAAGACCGGCUACCGUCCAAACAACGUCGUUGCUUUCCGAGCAGACUCUCUCUCCGGGCCGUGGUCUCAGCCAUUCACCGUCGCCCCCCUAAACACGCGCACGUACAACUCGCAAUCCGGAUUCUCCUUGAAGAUCAAGGGAAAGAAGGCAACUACGUAUCUCUACCUCGGUGAUCAGUGGGACUCCAACUCUCUCUGGGAAAGCCGAUACAUCUGGCUGCCAAUGGACAUCAACGACAAGAAGAAGACGCUCGACGUUGUUUGGCACGACGUCUACGACCUCGACGUCAAAUCCGGAGAAUACAAGGCCAUCAAAGGAAAAGAAUAUCGCGGAAUCAACGCAAAGACAACCGGCAACGCCUUCAAGCAGGAAGCAAACUUUGCAAGCGACAAUGUCAUCCUUGCGGGCAUCUCCGGAAACGACAGCACCGUGACAUUCGAAGGGAUUGAAGGGUCAGGAAAGCCACAAUGGGUUUCCUUCUACUAUCAAAACACCGACGAUAUGGGAUUCGGCGAUCAACCCGGUGGAAGCCCCGACCGUAUUGGAGGUGCUUGGCAGCUUCGUCGCAUCAGCAGUGUCGUCGUAAAUGGCGACACCAAGAACGUGCAGACUCUGUACCAGAGAGAUACGCACAAGGGCAUCAUUCUGUCCACUCCCCUCCAGCUGACCCUUCCAAAGGGGAAGAACAACAAGAUCACGGUCGGCGGGCUAUGGAAUGGCUUCGACAUCAAGGGCGCAGAUUUAGAUCGGAUAGUUGUGUAUCCAGCUGAGAAAUAGAUGACCACCAAUGCAAGCUGCAGAAUAUGCAAAGUUCUCUUCGUAGGAUAGAUAAUUACAAC